Molecule: messenger RNA, 369 nt
Organism: Aureobasidium melanogenum CBS 110374
Lineage: Eukaryota; Fungi; Ascomycota; Dothideomycetes; Dothideales; Saccotheciaceae
Exons: 5
Coding region: 1-369 (122 amino acids)
Source: RefSeq, a predicted model, not a curated record
AUGUUCGCAGCGCACAUUGUCAAAGACAACGACACAGUCAUCAAAGAGUUCAAUGAGCUCGUCAAUAUGAGUCCAGAUCAGUUGAAGGAAUGGCUCGGUGGAGAAGAUUCUGCCGGCGCAGGCUGGUCCAAGGACGAUGGCUCUGGUGAGACCAUUGGGCAUGAGAGCGGUCGUAAGAUCAUCGAGAUCUUGGAGAAGAAUCCCAAGAAAGACCCCAGCAAGUAUGACGAGGAAGAUAUCACGCACAUGCGCAAGGUGGUCGCAUAUAAUAAGAGACACCUAGCACAGGAGUCGAAAGCGAAGCAAGAUCCCGAUAGCAAGAGUGCUAAGUCUUUGAAGAAUUGGGGCCAUGACCCUCAGCAAGCCUAG